AUGGUGCCUCGCGUGGAGCUCGAGCGGCUGCUCGAGAUCACCAAGCGGGAGAAUGAGACUGCUGUGCGUGAGGCCAUUGAAAGCGUCGAAAACAAAGUGCAGGUGCAGCUCAACGUGCGCAAUAUCGCCCAGGCGAAGAUUGCUGUCAUCAAAAAAGCUGCGCUGGAAACGCCUGAAAUGUCUGUCAAGGAAGUGUGGGACAUGGCAGAGAGAGCACGUUCUCCUCUGGCUCCCACUGCAGCGACACCCUCUUACUCAGACGAUGCUGCCGAAAUGGAAGGUUUGUACAAGCGGUUGGAGGAGUCGGAGGCCGCAAAAGAACGCCUYGAAGACGCACAGACGUUGAUGAAGGAGGCAAUCGAUGCAUUCGACACUCGUUUGGAGGAAGAAAAGGCGGCUAUUCAUGCCAAUCAGCAAACACGCAUAGACACUAUCAAGAGGCAAGCCAAAGACCGGGACACUGAGCGGAAAGAUGCAAUCGCAAGCCUUAAGCUGGAGCUUCAGGAUGCUCGCCAGUCAACCACAAGCGACCAGAACGGACCCGUGACGGAUGUCGAGGGAUCGACUUCCGUAACGGAAGAUCCGAWGGACUGCUCCAUGGCUACAGAUGUAGUCGUUCCAGCGUCUCCAGAGCCAGAACUGUCCUCUGCGGAUAGAUCCAUACCAAGACGAGCACGAUCUGGAUUGAACCCUAUAUCGACAACGGACAUGGGCCGCUGGACACUCUCGCCCAUCCGGGCUAGAUAUCUCGUCCAGAACAACAAGACGAUUGAUGAUCGGCUCAAGGCAGACAUCAUGUCGAAGGUAGAGCAGCAAACAGCGCCCCUCAAAACGCUCAUCGUGCAGAAGGAUGAGAUUAUAUCCAACCUUGUGAGCAUGCGCAAGAUCGCCGAAUCUACGACGGCUUCUAUCCGCAGCAUGGUACAGGAAACUCCCGACCGACCAGUCGAAGAGGCUUGGGAGACGGCAGUUAGAGAGCGCCCCUUACAGCUACUGCACCGCACAAAGCCCUGCUCCGAGCGCAUCUGCUUCACAUCCGAUCCGACCACAUUGAACGUUGGCAGUCCUGCAACGGUCUUCAAAGUGCCCCAGGAGCUUCUCUGCCAGACAUCCGAGUUCUUCAAACGUGCACUGAAGGCAGAGUGGCGUGAGGGUCAGACGAAGUGUGUGGAUCUUGCUGAAGMCGACGCUGAUUCGUUCUCCGUCUGGCUGAACUGGAUAUAUCGCCACAAUCUAGCGAUUGGUCUCGAGCCGAGCGAGUCGAUGAGGACAGAGGAUGGUAGAUCAACCGAAAGCGGUACGAAGAUGUGGUCCAGACUCAACGCAGCGUACACUUUGGGCGACAAGUUGAUGGAUGGAGACUUCAAAGACGCAGUCGUCGACGCCAUGGCGUUUUCAACACUCAGGCGAGGACCCAACAAAUGGUGGUGGACCCCUUGUCUUGCUGCAAGAGUCAACUUGUUCCGCACAACCACGCCAGGAUCCACCGCACGCAAGCUUCUCAUUCACCUGAUGGCAGGCGCAAGACGUCUCUUGUCCGAGGAGGAUGACCCGUCCCUCUUAUUCGAGAUUGCACAGCUAAUGUUUAUGACUUCCUCAAACAUGGUUCUGAAAGCAGCUGCCCAAUGCGAAUUCCACGAGCAUGGCAGCAUGGAUUGCUAUCGCUUGAAGUACAGCAUCGAGUCGACUCUGGACGGAUGA
Ramularia collo-cygni is the source of this 1701-nucleotide messenger RNA. RefSeq lists its product as uncharacterized. Bases 1 to 1701 code for a protein of 566 amino acids. Gene Ontology annotation, molecular function: protein binding. Lineage: Eukaryota; Fungi; Ascomycota; Dothideomycetes; Mycosphaerellales; Mycosphaerellaceae. The transcript has 2 exons. The record is from RefSeq and is a predicted model, not a curated record.